CGUGUCAGGGGGCCGACCGGGCGUGCGUGCCGCCGUUGAUCCGGUGCUGCAGUGAGGUGGUUGUUGCCCGUGUUGUGUGUGUGUGUGAGUGUGUGUGUGUGAGUGAGUGAGUGAGGGAGCGAGUGAGUGAGUGAGUGCGUGCGUGGGGGCACUCGGCUUGUUGUUGUCGGUGACUUCCCCCUUCCCUCUACCCCUCCCUUCCCCGGCCGCCGCUGCAGUGGCCGCUCCCUGGGCCGUAGGAAAUGAGCGAUAACGAUGACAUCGAGGUGGAGAGCGACGAAGAGCAACCGAGGUUUCAAUCUGCGGCUGACAAACGGGCUCAUCAUAAUGCACUGGAACGAAAACGUAGGGACCACAUCAAAGACAGCUUUCACAGUUUGCGGGACUCAGUCCCAUCACUCCAAGGAGAGAAGGCAUCCCGGGCCCAAAUCCUAGACAAAGCAACAGAGUACAUCCAGUAUAUGCGAAGGAAAAACCACACGCACCAGCAAGACAUUGAUGACCUCAAGCGGCAGAAUGCUCUUCUGGAGCAACAAGUCCGUGCACUGGAGAAGGCAAGGUCAAGUGCCCAGCUGCAGACCAGCUACCCCUCCUCAGACAGCAGCCUCUACACCAACGCCAAGGGCGGCACCAUCUCUGCCUUCGAUGGGGGUUCAGACUCCAGCUCAGAGUCCGAGCCAGAAGAGCCCCAGAGCAGGAAGAAACUCCGGAUGGAGGCCAGCUAAGCCAUGCGGGGCAGGCCAGCAAUAAAAACUGUCAUCUCCAUCGUCUCCUCCUCCUCCUCUCAGUUCAUCGUUAGAACCCUCAAAACCAUCGAAAGACUCUGUAUUUUCCUUUCCUCUUUAUUAAUUCUUGUUUUUGCAUAGACGCUCUUGGACAACAGCUCUCAUCCCAUCCCUGUGUCCACUAUUUUUAAAUGUAUUCCCUUCAGGGGUUCCUGUCCCCACCAGAAAUUUUAAACCAAAACACCCUAACUUGGCAGCUCUUUCUGUGGAGGACAGACAGCCGGCCAGACCUCUGAGUACAUGGUGUCCUGCCCACGCCCCCAGCUCCUCCAGCCCUCAGAGUGUGUGCCUGGAGGACGCCUGGCCCGCUAGGCCCUCCCUCCCAGUCCCUGACCUCUGUUUGGUGGACUUUGUGAAUCUCGAACUGCUCUACUUUGACAAGAUGACCAGAUUGGAGGAAUGAGAAUUAAGCCCCUCUCCUGUAAGGAUUGUUUUUUGGGAAAGCUGUCACUCCUGUUGAGAGACCAGAUUCUUGGAGAGUCUGGUGUAAAGGAAAGCGGGGACAGAUUGGCAGAGUCCUUGGCAUGUUUCACUCUUCAGUUGCUUAAGUCUGCAGAGCCAGCCUUACAGAGGGUCACGUGACACUGGUAUGUACAGGAGAUGGCAGCAGUGAGCCGGCCUCCCUCCUGGGAGUGGUGGGGUGGUUAUUUGUGGGUGGGACAGGGAGGGAGUCUUAGGUGGGGUAGAGGUUUUGUAUUAAGGGCCAGUGAUGAUGUUUUGAUAUUUAUUUCCUGCUACUGAAAUUUGAAUCUGAAUGAAAUGCCCCUAUUUCUGAUGAUGUCGAUAUUGUAAAGCGACAGAUUCAUAAAGCAAUGAUCAAAUCUUCAUUUCCUCCUGUGUGUAUUUCUAAGAAACAGAGCCAACUAUUUUGUAUGUAAAUACCAAGAGCGACUUACCUGGUACUAAACCCACAGCCCAGCACAGCCUCCCUGCCCUCCUUGACUCCAGUCCUGGAACUUGUCGCCACUGUGUGAUCCAGCCCUGGCUCUGGCUGUGGUCAGCAGAUCCCAGUGAAGGGUUUCCUGUCUUCGGGCUCCAUUUCUCUGUCCUUUGCCCACUCUGUUGCCGGCAUUUGCUGAUUGCUAGUGUAUACUCCGUAGUCUCAGUCGGUGUUUGACUCCAUUCCAUGGAAAUAAAAAGUAUGUUGUACAUACUGCCCAAGAAUUGUCUUGCAAGUUAAGGCUUCCCCUUUACUAUAAGAAUAUAAAUAAAAAACUUAUUUUAUCCUU
Molecule: messenger RNA, 2014 nt
Organism: Peromyscus maniculatus bairdii (prairie deer mouse)
Lineage: Eukaryota; Metazoa; Chordata; Mammalia; Rodentia; Cricetidae
Gene: Max
Product: MYC associated factor X
Biological process (GO): positive regulation of transcription by RNA polymerase II
Cellular component (GO): RNA polymerase II transcription regulator complex
Molecular function (GO): protein dimerization activity; DNA-binding transcription factor activity
Source: RefSeq, a predicted model, not a curated record